AUGGGUGUGUAUGAGGAAUAAAAAGACAGGUACUGUUCUCGAAAUUACCCACUUCAGAUCAGCCUUCACAGAGAAACAGCAUCUUCAAAGGUCACAAGAUGGCUCUUUUCAAGAAUUUAUUCCAACAAACUAAUGACGAAAAGGGUUUUAGACCUGCUCCUGCUCCUGAGUCUGGAUUUUUUGGAACAGUCAAGAGUGAUCCUACUUUUAAAGCCGAGAAUGAUGCUUCAAAAUUAAAGAAAGCCAUUGAGACCAAAGGUGUGGAUGAAGCUACUAUUGUGGAGGUACUAGCAAAGAGAAGCAAUUCACAAAGGCAAGAGAUCCAAGAUAAUUAUAGGAAGACUACUGGAAAAUCUCUGGCAGAUGACUUGAAAAAGGCUCUGAAGUCAGAUUUUGAGGAAGUGGUACUGGCCUUGCUGAUGACUCCUGCCAAGUAUGAUGCUUUUGAAAUGAGAAAAGCCAUGAAGGGUGCUGGGACAAAUGAGAAAGUCCUAAAUGAAAUUCUGGGGACCAGAUCAGACACGGAGAUUAAUGCAUUGAAAACUGCUUACAAAGAAGGUGGACACCUGCUUGAGGAAGAUAUUAAAAGUGAGGUUAAAGGAGAUCUUGAGACUACCCUGCUCGCUCUUUGCAAGGCUACCAGGAGUCAACACCGUGACUUUGAUGAUGGACAGGCUAAGAGUGAUGCAAAGGCUCUUUUUGAAGCAGGAGAGAAUCGGGUUGGCACUGUUUGUUCUGUUUUUAUUGACAUCCUCACAAACAGGAGUGAAGCUCAGUUGUACAAAAUUUUCCAACAUUAUGCCCAACUGAGCAAAGACGGUUUUGCCAAAGACCUUGAGGGUGAGCUGCAUGGAAACUUUGAAGACUGCCUGAUGACCUUGGUGAAGGCUGCUUUGAACAAACCCGCCUACUUUGCAGAAAGGCUCCACCUGGCUAUGAAGGGAUUGGGAACCAACAAUGACACACUGACUAGAAUCAUUGUGAGUCGUUCAGAAAUUGACCUGCUAAAAAUCAUGCAAGAGUACAAGAGGAUGUACGGCAAAACCCUUCAGGAAGACCUCCUGAAGGAAACAAGUGGAGAUUAUGAGAAGAUCCUGCUGGCAAUCUGUGGGGCUCCGUAGACAACAAUAAAUAUCUUUAUUCAACUGGAUCACAUUAAACACAUCUGUUCAUUAUAUGGGCGUAUUCAUGACCCGUGCAAACACCUAACCUCCUCAGGGUGUGGCUCUUCAGGAGUGUUUCAUUAAAACUCUUUGUCAAACCAUUGUGUAAUAUGUUUUUGUUGACCAGUAAGCUCAAAUGCAUGUAGUUUAAAUGUUAAAUACUUUAGGAUACUUUAAAGUAACAUAACUGAGAGUAAAAGUCUACAGUUGUGCAAAUAAGCUGUAUUAUUCUCAACGUUUUGUGACAUUUGAUUGUACGCUGUAACUAAAAACAUGCAGAUGUUGCCAUAAGGAGCUGUUUCUUCCUGAUCUGACCACACAUUUUGGUGUAACCCAAUGCAAUGAGGUUUAUUCUUGAUAUUGAUCCAUUUCUUGAGUUAAUGUGAAUAAAACCAUUCAAUUCAGAAAUUUA
Molecule: messenger RNA, 1575 nt
Organism: Labeo rohita (rohu)
Lineage: Eukaryota; Metazoa; Chordata; Actinopteri; Cypriniformes; Cyprinidae
Product: annexin A1-like
Exons: 13
Coding region: 99-1121 (340 amino acids)
Biological process (GO): positive regulation of T cell proliferation; positive regulation of prostaglandin biosynthetic process; cellular response to hydrogen peroxide
Cellular component (GO): plasma membrane; cytoplasm
Molecular function (GO): phospholipase A2 inhibitor activity; calcium ion binding; cadherin binding involved in cell-cell adhesion
Source: RefSeq, a predicted model, not a curated record